Guillardia theta CCMP2712 is the source of this 2391-nucleotide messenger RNA. RefSeq lists its product as hypothetical. The record is from RefSeq and is a predicted model, not a curated record. Lineage: Eukaryota; Cryptophyceae; Pyrenomonadales; Geminigeraceae. The coding region runs from base 1 to 2256 and encodes 751 amino acids. The transcript has 10 exons.
AUGACGGUGAAUCCUCGGGGAAGGACACUGACAUGCCUUUAUUUGUUGGUCUGUAUGGUGCAUGGUCAAGAACAACCUGCAGUUCCCUGCAGUCUCAACAGAACUGUUCUCCAAUGUCCCGAGUACUCCAAGGGCACGAACAACUGGGAGUUGUCAUACCAGCUGAAUCGACCGCAAGAAGUGCCCUGCAGCGCUGCUCCUCGAUUCUGCGCGUUUGAUCUAUCAAGUUCAUUGACUGCCUGCAAGGCUGGGAGCUUUUUCCUUGACACCACCGCAUACCGACUGACCACGUGGUCAAUGAUCACACCAGGAUCGCCUGCUGUGUGCGGCCAUGGCAAUCGAGCAUUUUCCUUCUUCUUUCGAUUGAGCUCACAAUCAGCCAACAUUCACUCGUUUCAAAACCUGCUGAUCAUCUUCCUCGCGGGAGGAAUGUGCUGGGAUACCGACACUUGCGGAACAAACGCGACCAAGAGGACCAUGGGGGCAGCAAACAACCCCUCAAGCCUUGAGCCAGACAUCCCGAUCUCCUUCCUUGAAUCUGUGAGCGGUCGGGUGGGCCUAAGCACUCUCGUUUACAGUCAGGGGAUUUUCAGUCCAGACCAGUAUGACAUAGUAGUCAUCCCUGAUUGCACCGGGGACCUGCAUGUAGGUAACAGAAGUUUCACAUACAGAUCAGGGAACACUUCUUGCAUUACCGCGCAUCACUUUGGAGCCGUCAACACUGGAAUGACGCUUGAAUGGAUCUUUGACAAGAGAAACAUCAAAUCCCUACAACGGAUUUCCAUCAUCUCGACGGGUUUGAACACGGGGCAAUCUGCCCAGUUCCCGGACGCUCGACCGAUACCCUACGCCCCUGGGUCUCAUGGGGGAAUAUUCUGGGCUCCGUUCAUACAAGGGAUGCAUCCUCAAAUACCCGUCAAGGUGAUCUCAGAGCAGUCUCUCGGGGUUGUCGGUCCGAAAUGGAAGGUGAUGAUGCAAGAUGACCCGUGGGGCGCGACCACCGCCAAGACGCCGGACUUGUCACAGACUGUCUUACCCAGCAGCUCUGAAUGGUCGUUCGUAUAUGACGACACCUCGUACUACUAUGAAGUGAUAACACAGAAGAACAGCCUGAUAUCAUUCGCGGAUAUAGCUUCAUCGUCAGACGAAAAUCAGAAACGGUUUUUCGUAGACACCGGGGGGAGUCUGACGGAUUGUUGCCUGGAAGGAUGUAGUUGUUCUCAGGCAGCCAGCAGAUCGUACAAGUCGGGGCAAACAGACUGGUUGAAAAGCUUCAAAGUUGCUGUGAUUCGUAGGCAUCAACGAAUGGGCACGACCUACCUCUCGUGGAUUCAUGAAGUGCCGAACUUGCGAUUCUUGUUGACUCCGGUCAACAUCUCGAAGAGUGUCAACGGCAUCGCCCAAGUGACUCAGAUCUUUGAACAGUUGUUGGGAUCACAAACAUAUACAGCCUGGAAAUCUCGCUUCAACUACACGACGGGAUGUCCGAUACUCAAUGCAUCUUCAAAAUGCGGAGAGAGCAAUGCUAUACUGUCAAACUGGAUCUACUCGAUAGCAACAGCUCGACUGAUCUUCAACUCGAGAGGAAUCUUGGUUGCUACGACAUUCCCUGGACAGAACUACAUGGAGCGGACGUUUGGCAACUACACUUGUAUGGGAUGUCUUGAUGGGAUCCCAGGCUCUUACCCGGGGGAUUAUAAGUGUAACUCGGUCUUAUUGCCCGGAGAAACCUUGUUGUCUCUGGCUGCCAAGUACAUGACGGACUGGAUCACUUUGUGGUCCAUGAACGGAGGCCUCGGCAUUUACAGCUCUCAACAGUUGGUUCUAUACAAGUACGGCCAUGAGUAUCGCAAUUCGAGAAGGAGACGUGAUUUGCAUAGUUCCCAACUUCCAGCAAGCUCGGGACCAGCAGGGACUCUCGAUGUGCCAAGUCAAUCAGAAUUACAAUGUCUGAGAGAUCGUCCGACCGCUACCAUGCGACCUCUGUGUCUAGACGAGAAGUCCGAGGUAUCGCGGGCCACUCAGAAGGGCACUGGUAGCGAGGGACGGCAAACCGGUGCUGCAGUGAAGGAACUCAGCGAGGAAGAACAUCCUGGUGCUGGUGAGCAAGAAGAUAACAGCCCAGAGUCGGAUAAGCCAAGAGUUGUGGAGCCCUGGGUGCCGGUCAGAGCAGGAGAUGCAAAGCUAGGUUUGAAUCGCCGCAGUGAGGACUACCAAAGCUUGGAGGAGGAAAAACAGCAGCCAGUAGCCUCGUAGACAACCUUGCUUGCUUCGACUCCCAUACCACAAGAUGGCCUCAUGGAAAACACCACUGACUGCGAAGGUGAAGACAGCAGCGACACUGUUAGAUAGAUUUAACUUCUUUAGAGGAUUGAAACAGCCAUGUCUGAG